This is a messenger RNA of Rotaria sp. Silwood2, 2379 nucleotides long. The record is from the annotation of a GenBank genome assembly. NCBI's taxonomy places the organism in Eukaryota, Metazoa, Rotifera, Eurotatoria, Philodinida, Philodinidae.
AUGUCUAUUCAUUUGUUUAAAGUCAAACGAUAUUUAACUCCUGUUCAUCAAUGUGUUAGAUAUUCAUCAUCAUUAACGAAAUGGCAUCAAGUUUCUAGAUUAUUUAGCAAUUUAUCAAAUUCAACAUCUGCUAUUGCUCAUCGUCUAAAUACAGUUGUACCCAAAGGUUUUGAAAAAUACUUUCCGGGCGGUGGUGAUGGAAACCAACGUCCACCAGCUCCACCAAAAGAACCUGCUCCUGGUGAACGACCACCGGAAGGUGGUCAACCUAAACCACCUACACCAGGCCCAAGUCCUGGUGGUCGUGGUGCACCAACUCCACCCCCAUCAAGUGGUGGUAGUUGGCGUGGUUUAGAAUUUAAAUUUACACCAGGUGAUAAAAAUUCAUUGUUUAACAAUCGUACAGGUCUUGCCAUACUUAUUGGUAGUGGCAUAGCUGCUUAUUUUGCAUAUAAUAAUACAUUAUAUAGAGAAAUAACAUGGAAAGAUUUCGUUUCACAAUAUUUACUUAAAGGAUAUGUAGAUAAACUUGAAGUAGUUAAUAAAAAAUGGGUUCGUGUAAGACUUCUUCCUGGUGCACCUGAUUCAGUUAAUAGUUUAUGGUUUGCUAUUGGAUCAGUUGAUUCAUUUGAACGUAAUCUUGAAAAUGUUCAAACAGAACAUGGUAUUGAUGCUGGAGGUUAUGCACCAGUUUUAUAUAAAACCGAAGCUGAUGCUGGUACAUUAAUGAGUGCUGCAUCAUGGGUAUUACCUAUUAUUUUCUUUGUUUGGUUAUUUCGACGAGCUGGUUCAGCAAUGGGACAAAUGGGUGGAAUGGGAGGAAAAGGAUCUAGUGGAAUAUUUGGAAUAGGAAAUACUACAGCACGAAUUGUUAAAGAGAAUGUUGGUACAUCAUUUAAAGAUGUAGCUGGUUGUGAAGAAGCUAAACUUGAAAUCAUGGAAUUUGUGAACUUCUUAAAAAAUCCACAACAAUAUCUUGAUCUUGGAGCUAAAAUUCCUAAAGGUGCUAUACUUACUGGACCUCCAGGCACAGGCAAGACUCUAUUAGCAAAAGCUACUGCUGGUGAAGCUGGUGUUCCAUUUAUCACUGUAUCCGGUUCGGAAUUUCUUGAAAUGUUUGUUGGUGUUGGUCCAUCUCGAGUUCGUGAUAUGUUUGCAUUAGCACGUAAAAAUUCACCAUGUAUUUUAUUUAUUGAUGAAAUUGACGCUAUUGGACGAAAACGAGGUGGUCAUUCAAUAGGUGGUCAUAGUGAACAAGAAAAUACAUUAAAUCAACUUUUAGUUGAAUUAGAUGGUUUUACACCACAACAAAAUGUUAUUGUUUUAGCAGCAACUAAUAGAAUGGAUAUUUUGGAUUCAGCUUUAUUACGUCCUGGUAGAUUUGAUCGACAAAUAUUUGUUGGUCUACCAGAUAUAAAAGGACGUGCUAGUGUAUUUAAAGUUCAUUUAGGACGUUUAAAAACCUCAUUAGAUAAAAAUCAAUUAUCAAAAAAAUUAUCAGCUCGAACACCAGGAUUUUCAGGCGCUGAUGUAGCUAAUGUUUGUAAUGAAGCAGCACUUAUAGCAGCACGUGAUUUAAAUAAUGAAAUUGAAAUGAAACAUUUUGAAUCUGCUAUUGAUCGUGUUAUUGCUGGUAUGGAGAAAAAAUCUCAAGUUUUACAACCUGAAGAAAAGAAACAAGUUGCAUUUCAUGAAGCUGGUCAUGCUGUAUGUGGCUGGUUUUUAGAACAUGCUGAGCCUAUUAUAAAAGUGUCAAUUAUUCCACGUGGUAAAGCACUUGGUUAUGCACAAUAUAUGCCUAAAGAGCAAUAUUUAUAUACCAAAGAUCAAUUAUUUGAUCGUAUGUGCGUUAUGCUUGGUGGUCGUGUAGCUGAACUCUUAUUUUUUAAUCGUAUAUCAACAGGUGCACAAGAUGAUUUACAAAAAAUUACACAAUCAGCUUAUGCACAAGUUGUUCGUUUUGGUAUGUCAGAAAAAGUUGGUUAUGUUUCAUUUGAUAUGCCACAACAAGGUGAUAUGGUUUUUGAUAAACCAUAUUCCGAAGCAACAGCACAAUUAAUUGAUGAUGAGGUUCGAGCAAUAAUAAAACGUGCUUUUGAUUUUACAGUUGAUUUAUUAACAUCAAAAAAAGAACUUAUUGAAAAGGUAGCAUUACAUUUAUUAGAACGUGAAAUUUUAUCACGUGAUGAUAUGAUUGAAUUAGUUGGAAAACGACCAUUUAAAGAAAAAACUACUUAUGAAGAAUUUGUUGAAGGAACAGGCUCAUUAGAAGAAGAUACAACAUUACCAAAAGGUUUACAAGAUUGGAAUAAAGAUCGACAAAAAGAAAAAGAAGCUAAAGAAAAAGAAGUUAAAGAAAAACAGCAAGCAUCGAACUGA